Molecule: messenger RNA, 5440 nt
Organism: Cydia strobilella
Lineage: Eukaryota; Metazoa; Arthropoda; Insecta; Lepidoptera; Tortricidae
Gene: Eaf
Product: ELL-associated factor 1
Exons: 9
Coding region: 367-1503 (378 amino acids)
Biological process (GO): transcription elongation by RNA polymerase II; regulation of DNA-templated transcription
Cellular component (GO): super elongation complex
Molecular function (GO): transcription elongation factor activity
Source: RefSeq, a predicted model, not a curated record
GAUUCGUUUGCCAUAUUUUAACAAUUUUAACUUUCCUUUCUGGCUUUUGAGCUCUAAUUACAUUCUCAAAUGUAACUAUAGGAAGUACAUGUCACUAUGCAUUAAUUAGUCUAUUGAACAUAUUGUAGAAGAUUGAUUUCGUUACAUCGUAAAAAAAAUGAGAAAAUAUAGUCAGCUGUAGCAGCCCGUGUUGAUAACGUGUGCAGUUUACCUUAGAUACAGACAUUUAUGUAGGGGCUGCAUAGAUAAUUGUAGCAAGGCACAUAAAUGACCUGAAAUCUUUACAAAAGAGCUGGGAAAGUCAAACUAGAGAAAGGAGUUUGUUCUGAUUGUGUAGUUUAUAUACAUGGCAUAAAACUGUUAGCAAUGGCAGACAAGCACAGCCUGAACUAUGAUGUGAGAGAGCUGAAACUAGGAGCCAGCUUUACUAACAACAAGUCUUCGCAGUACCACACCAUUAAAUAUGACUUCAAACCUGCUUCAGUGGAUGUUAACAAAAUGGCUACAGUGGAUGUUGGCAUCAAUAACCAAGUGACUGUGACCGUGCCACAUUUGGAUGGUGCUGGAGUUCCACAAACUGUAUUCAAAGGCAGCCAAAGACCGUACACAAAGGAAUGCGUGCUCAUCAUAGACCGAGUCACUGGGGAGAUAACCCUGGAGAAGCUCUCCAGCAAUAUACAGGUUAAGAAGACAAGACAAGAGUCGGCACAGAAGCCGCGGCCGCUUACACCGGUAACCAGCGAGCUCACCAACACCACGCAGCGCUCCACGAGCCGCACGCGCGUCGCCACCAACCGCCGCACACACAGCACGGCGGCGCCGGCGCCGGGCAGCCAGGCGGCGCGCUACGGCGGCGCGCAGAAGACGCCGCCCAACAUGGUGCGCUCGCCGCAACGCGUCAAGACCUCCCCCCCGCAGGCCGCGCCGUGGUCGGGCGGCGGCAACAGCACGCUAGCAUCGCUGCCUAUGAUCGGCCUCGACGAGCUGGCGGGCCCCGCGCCGGCGCCGGCGCACAACGGCCACACGGCGUCCUUGCCCUUGCCGCAGCUUAACGGCUACGCGGCGCACAACGGCUACACGGCGCCCUUGCCGCAGCCCAACGGCUACGCGGCGCACAACGGCCACCCGCGCCACCACGCCGACCACCGCGCGCCCGAGCCCCGACCCGACCACCGCGCGCCCCCGUCCGACCACCGCGCGCCCCCGCCUGACCACCGCGCGCCCCCGCCAGACCACCGCGCGCCCCCGUCCGACCACCGAGCGCCCCCGUCCGACCACCGCGCGCCCCCGUCCGACCACAGGCCGCCCAACCCGCAGAUCAAUGUCCAGCCGCCCGCGGACGACAGCUCGUCGUCGUCAUCGAGCGACAGCGACUCGGACAGCGGCAGCGACAGCGACGACGACUCCGCGCCGCCGCCCGCCACCGGUCCAGGCCCCACGCUGCCCAGCGAGCUGCUCAACGACGAUCUCUGCCUUUCGGAGUCCGGCAGCGACUCCGACUGACCUCACGGAAACGCUUUUCCUUUCAUAUUCGCUACGGACACGCCGAGGCGGCAAGCGUGAUGUUUGCCGCGUAAGUUAUCUUAGGCUAGCACUUCACUGCGCCUUAUACGCCAGAGUUUGUUGUUGCAUCUCUUUCCUUACUGUUAUAAACAUAAGAGAUGCAGAGCCGUAUUUGCGCGCAUAAGGCGAAGUAUAUUGCCAGCAUUAGGCUUGAGGUAAGUGGCAAGCGUCAAGUGUGUUGUUAACUGUUCUGAUUUUCACAUAAGUUUAAAUUGACCUAACUUGUACGUCGGCCUAGGUUUAUGAGUAAUGGUUUGUGAGAGACCACUGGAAACCAACUCCUAUUUAAAACUCUUAAGGACCCACCCACCGGCAAUAAGCCGCUCCAAACAAUCGAAGUUACGCUCUCAAUAUAACCUCCUGACGGCCGUCGCGUCGUCCUACAUGUUCAGUCGACGUCAAACAUAUGUUUACACUUUUACACCUUACUCCCUUGUAAUAAGGUAAAAAAAAUUAAACAUAUCUUUCACUUCGACUGUACUACAUAGAGCCCAAUUACAAUAGGGAAUAUUACGCGAAACUGCGAAGGUGGCGCCACUACCACAAUCUGAGGGUCUAUCGCGAAACAAGAAAAUCGAAACUUCGUUAUCUAACAUCUCUGUCACUUUUGCAUAUUCGAGCGAUAAAGAGGCAGAUAGCGAAAUUUCGGAUUUGCGUUUCCCGGUAGGUCCUCUGUAAAUGUUCUGUAAACAAGCCGCCUUGAUGCAUAAAUGUCAUAUUUAAUUAUCGCUGUAAACUUGUCAAAAACCUGUUAAAAGUACAGUAUGUAUAAGUUACUCUAUCUAGUGCUGCACUUUGGUGGCAGAACAUUGCAGUAUUAUUUAUUACCUAUAUGACAGAGCGGAAUUUAAACCAGCAAAUUUUGAGAGCUAGUUUUCAGGACAUGCCGAAAUUAGAUGAAUUUUGGCAUGGACAUUUAAGUAACAUAAAUAUAUGUCUGGUACCUACUAGUUUUGGUUGCUAAAUAUUAAAAAUCAAAGAAAAUAUAGUCAGUAGAAGUUUUUCAUGUAAAUUUAUAGAGUCAGAAGUUUUGUUGUAUUAUUAUGAUGGCGGCGGCUAGGUUCUUGUGACUCUUAAUUUUCUUGUUUAAAAGUUGCAUUUUCGAAAGUAACUAAAUAGUAAUUUUUGAUGUGGUGGGAUUGUUAUGUUAUUAUUUUAUUAUUGACUGUUUAUGACUUAUUUAUUGUAUUGCGAAUAAUGAAUUGAUAUACAUACACGGUGGCUAAAAAUAAGUGAAUUCCCGUGGCCAGAGAGGUUUUGGGAUUAUACUGAGCAACUUACUAUGGGACAACCCCGAAAUCGCGAAAAAAAAUUUAGCCGUUUUAUACAUUUUGGCUGGUCCAUUUUCUAUGGGAGGGUAAUUUUAUUUUUGCGAUUUGUCGUUGGUCCCAUAGUAAAAGUUGCUCAGUAUAAUCCCAAUGCACUUAUUUUUUUGCCACCCUGUAUGUCUUGAAGUUUCUUCCAAAAGUUUUGCAUUUUAAUGAUUACGGUUGUGCGCAGUUCUGAAUAUAAACAUCACGUGAAUAACUUAUUUUAUUGAAAUAAUUCAGUGGAUUAGUUCAUUGUUAGAAACCAUACAUUGUCAGUUUGAAGCCUUGACGCUUGCCAUGAUUUCAUUACUUGGCUGCAUUUGCCAUAUACGCGGUUAUCAUUAUCAUAUUGAUGCAAAUUCGCACGUCGUUUCGGUGUAUGAGCGUGACAGCGUUAUGCGCGUAUAUAGCAAUGUCUUGCUCACACACCGUGUCGCAUCUCUAUUGCGCGAUAUUUGGCUGAUGUCCUGCUAAGUGCCACUCUUAAAUACUAAGUAACGGUACAUAAACUGAAUAAGUUGAUUAAUGUAUUAGUCAUUUUAGCAAAUCACAACUAAUAUCAGUUAUGUAUUCGUGACAUAACAGAUAAAAAAAAUGUGCCUCAAGUUUAUACAGAUAUUUACUUAUAUUUUAUGCCAAUAUUGUAAUACAUUUACAUACAAUACGCCAAGAUUGUUUAUACUUUAUAGUAAUAAUGUUAUAUCUUAACAUUACGUUUUAUUUAUAAUAUUAUUUUUAAUGAAAUUGCAAUAAUAUAUUUUGUGUAUAGCUAGAUGAUGGAAUAUUGGAGGUAUUACGUAAUAUAAAUCGAUUUUAUUAUUGUUUAAAAGUGAAUUUGAACAUUCAUUGGGGUCCAUGGCAGAAUUCGAUCUCACUACUAACCGGGAUACUCGUAUUCUUGGAAUAUGCCACAAGGUAGAGUGUUUUCACAAAAUAGCAUUUUGCAAAAUGCAAACCAGCAUUUUCAGCAAACAGUUCCUCUUGAGUUGUCAUGGUCUGUUAAAAUAUUAGUCUAUAAUUGUUCAUGGCACAGUCCAGAGAUUAGCAGGGCUGAGCAUAUACAUAUAAAAGCCUGUAUUCAUCUGGACAAUUUAUAGUUUUACUUGAUAUCCACAUCAAAAGUUGGAUAGGAAGUCUCUCAUACGUGUGGUUCUUACGUGUUCAAACAGUGUCCUUCACUAAACUAAAUUCAUACUAAAAUUACAUAUCUGUCUAUUUCCUAUUCACGCUGAUCCCAAGGCAAUGCAAUAUUUUUAUUAUUGCAAUCAAAGAGUAAUGCAGGAGAGGUGUAAAGUCUAAGAAAAAACUGGCCAAGUGCGAGUCGGACUCGCGCACCGAGGGUUCCGUACUUUUUAGUACAUGAGAUAUAGCUUGAUGAUAGAUAGACGGACAAUGGAGUCUUAGUAAUAGGGACCUGUUUUACCCUUUGGGUAAGGAACCCUAAAAAAAUGACGUUUAAGGUAAGACCUCCAUACUUUGUCAAUGUAAAGUCUCAGCAGAAUUAGCUUUGUCAAAUUUUACCCCCAGGCCCAUACUCAAUAUAUAUUUGUUAUAUGUAUUCAAAUUAGUUUGGUUUAGUUUAUGGUUCUGUUUAACUGAAGAGGGCAAUACAUUUCUUAUUACGAAUAUAGAUAUAAGAAUAUGGGAAUCAUGUUUCUGAUUGUAAAAGGUUAUUGUUUGUUGCGUAAUUACAGUCGAAGGCAAAAAUAUCGAUCCAGACAAUUGGCUCAAAAAUAUGUGAACACGACUUUAUUGUCAAAGAGCGUACACAUAUUUUAGAAACUUUGAUAAUGUAUAUAUAUAUGUGCCAUUUUCAACCAAAAGGGUACUUAUUGUCGCUUGUCAGUAAGGCGCUAUUUCCAUAUAGCUUCAAUUAGAAAUCAACCUUAUCGACAAGCGACAAUGUGGUACCUUUUGAUUGAAAACGUCACAUAAUAUGCCCUUGACUGUACUAGCAAAACCUGAAAUUGUGUGCCUUCAGAGAAUUUGGUUGCUAGUGAAGUGUGUUGCUACAUAUAGUUUUAAGUGUUAAGAAAUAAGGCCCGCAAUUCGGUGGAAUAAGUUAUUUUGAAAAAUCGUAUUGAAUCUUAAAAGUAAUUCUCAAUUUGUGAAAGAUAAAUAACUAAAAACCUUGUAUUUUGACCUUGUUAGUAUAAUAGUGUUUGUAUAUUAUGGUUUAAAUUAAAUUAUACAUAUUAACAUUGCGGAUAAAACAACUGCGUAGCAGACAUUGAUCUUGUGAAUAUUCUAUCCUCGGCAAGUUGAAAGUUGACCCUGCUUGGAUGUUUUAGGUUUUAGUUAAAAAUUGUUUGCUCAAUUUUAGGUUUUGCCGAAUAUUUUUAUUUAUAUUAUAGUUACACGUGUCAAAGUUAUAUACUGUGCUUCCAAGCCACGUCAUAGUACAGUCAGCUGCAGAGAAAAGGUACCCCCCCCCCCCCUGCAUAGAAGUUUGUAUGCAAAGGUGCUAAGCGAAUAGUAUUGCUGACUGUACGCUAACUCUUGUAAAUAGUUACAGUACAAUAAUUGGACUAUAACAUCUUUUUUGAUAAAUAAAAUAAUGUUUUGAA